Messenger RNA from Strongyloides ratti, 3513 nucleotides. RefSeq names its product Zinc finger, SWIM-type domain-containing protein. The record is from RefSeq and is a predicted model, not a curated record. Gene Ontology annotation, molecular function: zinc ion binding. NCBI's taxonomy places the organism in Eukaryota, Metazoa, Nematoda, Chromadorea, Rhabditida, Strongyloididae. The transcript is spliced from 2 exons. The coding region runs from base 1 to 3513 and encodes 1170 amino acids.
AUGGAUAGAAUUAUUUUAGAAAAAAUUAAAUGGAAAGAUUUUAAAAGUUUUUCAUAUAUUUCUCAUAUUAAACAAGACAAUAAAAGAAAGUCAAAAACAAAUAUUGAGAUUCCUUCACUUUUUGAUAGUGCUUUUUCUGUCGCAAUUAAACAUUAUACUGUUAAUGAGAUGUAUAAUAUAAUGGAGGAAUCAUUUAAUAAUAAAGAGAUUGUUGAUAUUAAUGAAAACUUAGUGAAAUAUAAUCUUCCACUUAUUUACAGUAAUAUUCAUAAAUUAUGGAUAUUAAAUGGAGUAUCAUUACAAACUUUUAAUAAAGCAGUUGACCAUUGUAGGCAAAAUGAAAUUACUCAAAUUUUACAAUGUGGUAAUAUGUUAAUGAGUAAUGUUAUUGAUAUAAAUAUGCAUCAACUUAAUCGUUUAAGAAAUGGUUUGAUUAAUAAUAAAUAUAAAACAUGUAUAGAAAUUGACAAAUGUCGUAUUCUUAAAUCAAUUUGUACAUGUAAUCGUGAAAAAAGAAGUAUGUGUGCUCAUAUUAUUGCAACAUGUUUAGAAAAAAUGUUAUAUCCAAAUAAGGUAAAUAUUAUCUUACCUAAUGUUAAUGGAUUAGAUGUAUAUUUAAAAGAAACAAAAAUGGAAUUAGAUGAUAUUAUUUUGAAUGAAUUUGAUUGGAGUGAAAUGACAAUGCCACUUUGUAGAGAAAUAAAUAUGAAAAGCUGUAGAAAUUAUUUUUUAGAAAAAAAUAUUGAAUCAUUUAAUAAAUUAACUAACAAAACAAUUGCUGAAAUGUUAAUGUAUUUUGAGAAAAAUGUUAAAAAUAUAGUAGAAUAUAUAAAUGAAAUUAAUGUUUUAAAUAUUUUUUUAUAUAAUUUAAAUGAUAGUAAAUCAAUGCUUUUUAACGUAUCAGUUAUGGAAGAAUUUAUAAGUAGUCAUUUUAAAUUAGAAAAUUUAAAUUAUUUUUCAAUUUAUUCAAAAGAUGUUCAAAAUUUUUAUGAAAUGUUAAAAGAAUUAACCUAUUCAAAUGAAGAAUGUGGUUUCUAUGGAUCAGUAUAUUUACUUUCACAAUGUUUUUUAAGUAAUCAUUUUGUAGAACUUUUUUCUAUAUUCUUAAAAUAUUAUAAUAGAAGUUAUAGUAAUGCAUUUCUUUCAGACUUUUCAUUAGAUGAACCAAAAUUUAAUAAUUUUAUUAAAGAGUCUAGAAAAUCAAAUGAAAGUAUUAGAGCUAAUAUUAUUGGAUAUAUAUUAAUAGAAUGUGUUAAAAAUAUAAAGCGUUAUAUUUACAUUAAUGAUAUUUCAAGAAAUGAUCUUGAAGGAAUAAGAAGUAUUUGUUUCAAACUAGGAAAUAAAUAUGAAAAUUUUGUACAUCGACAAUCAAAUUUUACCAUUAAAGUUGAUGAUAUUAAAAAUUUAUAUAAUCCAAUAUCUUCAUUAUUAUUUAAUAUUAUUGAGGAAAUUCAAAUAAUAUUAAAAAAUGGUAAAUAUAUUAAUGAAAGAAAAUUAUAUGAAUAUAAUAGAAAUAAUUAUGAAAAAAUUUAUGGAAAAAAUUUUUAUAAUUUAUCGUAUGGAUUAAAACAAAUAAUGAAUAUGUGUAAAGAAUCAUUUGAAGUUGAUGAUACUAUAAAUGAUUUUUAUAUAAUUAAUGAAAAAAACAAUUUAUUCUUUAGUGUUAUAGAAGAUAAAAUGACUAAUUGUGAAUCAUUUGAUAAACCAUUAUUACAAAUAUUUCAUUCUUUAACAUCAAUGAGAAUAAAAAAUAAACAAAAUAUUGAUGCUAUAAACAAAUUUAUUAAAUAUUGGAUAGAUUUGGAAGAUACUAUAAAAUUAUUGGUAACAUUUGGUAAUAAUUCAAAUUAUAAAAUUCAUUUACCACGUAAACAUAUGAAAAAAAUAUAUGAUGAAUUAUAUGAAUGCAUAUUAUUAAUAUAUAAUAUGGCAUAUUGUGAAUUAAAUCGAAUGAUUUCAAGUAGUACAACAAUUGAAGUAUGUGAAUUGUUAUAUAAAGUAAUAAUGAUACCAAGAAUAUUUUUCUACGAUUAUGUUCAAGAAAUUCAUUUAUGGUCUUUUCAAAACAAAUUUUUAACUAUUUUUAAAAUUCUUACAAAAACAAAAGAUAAAAAAAAGGAAGUUAUUAAAUAUUUUUCAAAAAAAAUGGAUUCAUUUGUUGAAUUAUUUAAUUUAGAAAAAAUUCAUGAACCUGGAUGUUUAAUAAGUAGUUAUGUUAUUGGAAUGAUUGCUAAAAUAUGCUCAGAUAAUGUAAAUGAUUGUACAAAUUUUUCAAAAUCAUAUAAAUAUCAUGUUAAAAAUUGUUUUAACAAAAUAAUAUUAAACUAUUUAGAUUAUAAUCCAAAUAUAGGUUGCAAAGCAUAUUUUAAUUUUUUGCAAAUAUUUUAUGAAGAUAAAGCAAAAUUUGUAGUAGAAAUUAUAAAAUCAAAUCGUGGUUGUUUUAAAUUUCUUGAUGAAAUAUUGAAUAAAAUUUUACUAUCAAAAUAUGGACAUUUAUAUUCAGAUGAUAGACCAAACUGUUAUUCAAUCAAUGAAAAAAUAUGUAAACAUUUAAAAACUCAUAAUAAUGAAAUAGCACCAACAAUAUAUUUAAUAUAUAUUAUAAAAAUUAUUCAACAUUUGUGUAUGAUUAAAAUUGAUGGAUUUUACUAUUGGAGAUUAAAUGACGAUGAAAUUGAAAUUAGAGAUAUCAACAAUAAAAUGUCUAAUAUUUAUCAUGUUUCACUAAUACUUACAACUUAUGGAUCAUGCAUAAAUCAACGAAUUGAAUUUUUAACCCAUGAUCAGAAUUUACAAAUGGUACUUAAAAUAUUUUCACCUACAAAUUCUUUAUAUUUAUUACCAAUUGUUAUACUAGAAAAAAUUGAUGGUGAUAACUGCUUUAUACCUAACAAUUAUUUUGAUAUAGUAUUUAAAUCAUUAAGAUCUAAAUAUUCUGAUAUAAGGAAUCGUGGAGUAAAUAUAAUCCUUGAAAUGUUGAAAAAAGUUUAUAAUAUAGAUAUUAGAAAAGUUGGAUACUUUUUUUAUAUUUUAGAAAGAAAACGAAAUGAUAUAAAAUCAUUAAAAAUUGCCCGAAAAAAUGUUAUUAUUGCUUUCAAAGAACUAGUAAAAAAGUAUAGUGAUUCAGAAUUUUAUAAGAAAAAUAUUAAUAAUAAUUUACUCAAUAUUAUAAUUAAAAGCAAUGAUUGGAGAAACAAUAUUUUCUUAUCACUUUUAAAAUCCAAUUCAAAUUUAUUACAUACCUAUGUUUAUAGAUUUGGAAAUAUUGCAAAUAUUGAUUAUAAAUUGCACUAUGAAGAUACAUUUGUGAUCAUAAAAGAUCUUUAUAAAUUAAAAAAAGAAUUAGAAUCUUCUAAAAUUAAGGAUAGUUUUACAUGUAUUCAACUUGAAAAUGGUAUCAAAUUAUUUUGUAGACUUGUCAAAAAUAAUAUCACUCAUUAUGAUAUGAUGUGGGAAUACCAAAGAAUAAAUGGUGAAAUUGAAAAAAUUACUUACCUUAUAAGCGAUUUUUAA